Molecule: messenger RNA, 869 nt
Organism: Rattus norvegicus (Norway rat)
Lineage: Eukaryota; Metazoa; Chordata; Mammalia; Rodentia; Muridae
Source: RefSeq, a predicted model, not a curated record
GGCUACUGAGUUGACUGCAGAAGCCCCAGUACCUCUUUCUCCCUGGAGGACCUACCAGGUCACCCCCUCAAGGAUGACUCCUCUGCCACUUUGGGAUCCCAGCCACCAGGCUAAUACAGGACCCCAGCUGCUGGGGGCCAGCUGUGGGUCAGGGAUAUCUUUGUCUAACAGGACCCUGUGCCAUCCUUCUUGGCCUAUGUAUGAUGACUGGGGCAGGAUGCCCACUACCUCAGGACAUCCAGAAGAGAAGCAGGUGGCAUCUAGGGGCACAGGGCUCCCAGUGAGAAACUCUGAAGAAGUCUUUCUCUUGGACCCUCUGCUAUCCCCUGGGCAGCGUGUUCCCCUAUACCUGCCCAAGCCCCCUCAGCAGGUGAGAAUGAGCCUCCCUACAUUCUCUCUCCCUUUCUCCAUUCAGAGCCAGUGGGACAAACUUCCCUUCCCGUCUUCUCAGGCAAUGGGCUCACUAAAGCUGUUGCUCCCGCCUCCUAUCAUGUCCUCCUCUGUGCAGCCCUCCUCCUCCCAAGGCUGCCCCUUCUCCUCCCAGGCCCGCCCCCCCUCCUCCCAGGCCCGCCCCCCAACCUGGCUCAGCGAGGCGGAGAUGAUCGCCCUUGCUGGUCUGCUGCAGAUGAGCCAGGGAGAGCAGACCCCCGACUCCCAGGCAAGCUCCCUGCCUUCUGCCAGCUGCCCAGACCCUGCCUAUGUCUCUGAAGACCCUGGCCCCAAUGGUGGCCAGAGCUGUUCUGGAAGCACUGACCCACGACCCACACAGAACCCCGAUAACCACCGUCCAUAGUGUCCCCUCCCCUCCCUCCACAGGGGCUGUCUUCUCUCCUAAGCCGUUUUGUUGACAAUAAAUCAGAGUGUGCAAA